AAUCUCUCCGGCAUAUCGAUAUCGUACGGCGUCGCAUCUUCAUCAUCGGGAUCCUGCCUGGGCACCAGCGCUGUUAUAUAGAGGCCCUGGUGGCUGCUGUCGUCUGGUGUCUCAUCACGUCGAGUCCAGGACAUCUCCGAAUUCGCCUGUGCAUGUGAUUUCGCCUCUCGCAAGUCAUGUCGUCGACUGAAGCUCAACCCGACGCCUCCGCGGCGUCUUUGCAGGGGAUGGAGCCCCUUGCCUGUGUCUCGUGCCGGGCCAGAAAACUCAAGUGUGAUCGCACGAAGCCUGCCUGCACUCGCUGCGUCAAGGUCAAGAAUGAAUGUGUGUAUCCCGAGUCACGGAGGAAACCGACUUUCAAGCGGCGGAACGUCAAGGAGCUAGAAGCUCGUCUGGCUCAGGUUGAAGAGUAUCUUAAAGAAGUCAACAAGGGCAAUGACGAUGGAGCCAUCCUUUUAGAUGAUGCCGACAUUUCCCUGGGCGACUUUACUUUCGCCCCUGACAACAUUAGCCAAGAUGCCAACACCUCAAGCAGCGCAUCAGACCCAACCUUGUCCUUUGACAUUCCCAAUUUCACUAGCCAAGAAGGCAGUGCUUUCAACAUGAACAAUCAGCUAAUGGGCCUUGGAAUGUCCGAGGCUCUACCUCCCUUUGAAAUGAUUGAAGAAUUGCACAACGUCUACUUCACCACCCACUAUCACUUUCUCCCCAUCAUUCAUUCUGGCCGCUACUAUCAGGCUUUCUAUGGACCGCCAACCAGGAAACCGCCAAUGUGUUUGCAGUAUGGAAUUUGGGCGUUAUCUGCGAGUGGACACCUCAAAUAUGACCACUAUGCCGAAGCUUUCUACAAAAGAGCGCGGCAGUACAUGGAAGCAGAUGAGAUGAAGAGUGAUGGCGAGCACUUUGUCACGGUAAAUCACGCCCAAGCAUGGGCCAUCAUUGCUAGCUACGAGGCGAAAGCCAUGCUCUUCACCCGAGCAUCUAUGAGUGCUUCUCGCUAUGUCCGGCUUGUUCAGAUGCUGGGAUUGGACAGACUUGAUAGAGAAGGAGACGACAUCCCUCCAACCCUUGGCCCCAUUUCCAACUGGACCGAGUUAGAGGAGCGCAGGAGGGUCUUUUGGGGCGCGUUUGCAAUCGAUGCUCACGCAAACAUGGCAACGGGCUGGGCCAAUAUGAUUAAGUCUGAAGAUGUAAUGACGCGCCUUCCAUCUUCCGAGGAAGCCUUCAUGGCGGGGCGAGAAGAGAAAACAGUGUUUCUGGAGGAUGUGUUUACAGGAGCUCCUUUCGAGAGCUUCUCCGGCGCCAUCGUCAUAUGCGAGGUCUUCAAGACUAUCUUGAGACACGUUCAUGGAGCGAAACCCUCUGACCACCCCGAGGACUUGAUGAACGGCGCCUAUUGGAAGCGCCACCGCGAUCUCGACAACAGGCUAUCUAGCCUUUUCAUGUUCCUGCCCGAGAAGUUUCGCCUACCUCAGAGGUCUCAAGACCCAGCAGCCGUGCAUACAAAUCUGAACUUGCACGCGUCUGUAAUAUGUCUACAUCACGCCGCCAUCGAGACAGUAGAAAAAUUUGGACUCGACGACUCUAUCAAGCAGAACAGCAUAUGUAGGCUGAGGACAUCUGCUGAAGAAAUUGUCAGCAUUAUUAAGAUGACGUCGCAUACGGCCUCAAUAUUUAAAACGCAGCUUUGCGCACUCUCAUUGUAUUGUGCUACGACAGUGUACGUCUAUUUGGCCAAAGACGACCCUAUCUCCGGCGUGACGCCCAUCGAUAUUUCCAACCUGGAGAUUAUUAUAAACGCAAUGGAAGCCGUUGGCCGACUGCACCAAGUCACAACCGCUUUUCUCCAACAAGCUUGCCUCGAUAUUGAGCGUAAUGGUCUGACAGGCUGCCUCCGGCUUCCAUCUCUGUCAAAAUACCGCGAUCUCUUUGGCGGCCCAGCAUCCAAUAUCCCCCGACUUGCUCGGAGUUCAAUAUCGAAACACACUGAGAUGGCUUCACCAUUGCCUGGGAGACUACCUCUUGGUGGCCCCAAAGGCCACAGGAGGCCAUCUGGCUUAAGAAUGAGUAAGCCACUUGCCUCUCUGACAGGCAUCCAACCAGAGUUAAGCCAUACAACAGAUUGUUUCAAUGCCAUCCUCGGCGCAGUUACCCGAAACGUGGCUCCAAAGUCAUUCGAUCCUGUCAGCCAUAAGAGAAAGCGGGUAGCUGUAAGCCCAGGCCCCGAAGUAAAUAUGGCGGCAACCCCCAGGACCUCCGGGAUGACAGCAAAGGAGUUUCGCUUCACCCUCAGCAAGGGAGCUAUGGAAACCCCCGCGAACAACGCUUGUGGGAAUCUAUUUCCUGGAGAGGUAGAUUUGAGUAUGAAUACCCAAACCGUGGACCCGAUUUUUGUGCUCCCGGACCGCACUAACUCAUCAGCAUCAUCUCCAAUACAACGAGGAGCUGCUACAGAAGUAUUUUCAGCGAGCAGCCACACUUCACCCAGCUUAGGUCUUGGCAAUACUCCCGAGGAGAACCGCAUCGAUCUUCGACAGUUCCAAGGCCGCAUUACAACUCCACUUUGGCAUAGCACAGAAGAAGGGCUGUUUAACCACAUUACAGAGACAAUUGCACAGUACUCAGGGGACGGCAACGACCCCUGGGCCGAAUCAAUUGAACUGAAAGGGGGGCGAAAAAGGGAAGAAAUCGAAAUCAUGUUCGCCUACAUCGUCGGCUUAUUAGCAAUCCUGCUCUUCGUCGCGAACCCCAUCACCCAGUAUUUCCUGCCACAAAGCUCUCGCUCGAGAAAAUCUCUGUCGCCGCGGCCGCAGCUGAACGAGUCGCUGCUGGCGAUUGAUUUGCCGAAUGCCACGGCGCCGAAUUGCCUGGCUGACGCGUACGGGGCGCGGAUUUUGAGCAGGGAGCCGCUGGUGGUGUAUCUGGAGGGGUUUUUGAGUGAGAGCGAGAGGAAGCAUUUGCUUGAGAUUAGCGAGCCUAUUUUUGAGCCGUCAACCAUCACUCAUGACUCCAGUGCUACGCAUCGUGACACUACAGUCCGAGACUCUUCUGUUGCCGUCUUGCCCCGAACAGAUAUCGUUCGCUGCAUUGAGGCUCGCGCACUGGCUUUCCAAGGGUGGCGGCGAGACACUUGGAUUGAGCGGCUGCGAACGCAACGAUAUGUCGCUGGUGGGCAUUACAACCAUCAUUUCGACUGGAGCGGCAAUGCGGAUGGAUGGGGUAGAGUGAGCAGCUUCAUGGCUUGGGUUGAUGCGGCUGAUGAGAUGGAAGGUGGAGGGACGGAGUUUCCGCUGCUGGAAACUACGAUCGAGGGAAAUGCGCUGAAAUGGUGUGAUUUGAUCGAGUGCGAGAGUGAAAAGGUCGGAGAUGGAGAGCAGAAGAAACUUGAUGAUGAGGGAGAAGUGGAAGAGAAAGGGACUACGUUCAAAGUAGUUCCUGGCAAUGCAGUGUACUGGGAGAAUUUCGCCCGGGAUGGCAGGGGAUAUGACGAGACUUGGCAUGCUGGCUUGCCUGUGAAGAAGGGGGUCAAGGUCGGGUUGAACAUUUGGAGCUUUGGACGGAUAGAGUGAGUAAAGUCUGGCUUUGCUUUUUUAUUAUUUAUAAAUCAUUGGCCGAGCGAUAAAACUGUUAUUAUAUAGCGUCAUCCACUCAAAUUUGUAAGGGUAUCGAUCUGAAGAAGGGAAACAAUAGAAACAGUACGCC
Molecule: messenger RNA, 3702 nt
Organism: Trichoderma harzianum CBS 226.95
Lineage: Eukaryota; Fungi; Ascomycota; Sordariomycetes; Hypocreales; Hypocreaceae
Exons: 7
Coding region: 177-3569 (1130 amino acids)
Biological process (GO): regulation of DNA-templated transcription; DNA-templated transcription
Cellular component (GO): nucleus
Molecular function (GO): oxidoreductase activity, acting on paired donors, with incorporation or reduction of molecular oxygen; DNA-binding transcription factor activity, RNA polymerase II-specific; iron ion binding
Source: RefSeq, a predicted model, not a curated record